CAGGAAACGUUGUACUGCAAGCAUUCAGCUGCCAUGAAAAGAAUCAUCAGAGGACGUUUGUCGUAUCAUGUAUUGUAUUGAUUUUAUAUUUAACAUGAUCAGAAUUUUGAAUUUUUGUCACGAUAAAUUAUCAUUUCAUAUUAAUGAGCUAAAAAAAAAAAAAAUCAAAACUGGCAGUUAUGUGAAAUUUUAUUUUUAGUAUUUUCACCUCCAUUUGUUCCAUGAGAGCACCAUUAUAUUCGAAAAAUAUAAUUAAACACAGGAACUGUUUAAUUAUAAAUUCUAAAAGUCAUAUAAACCUCACUUUAUGAGAAAGGGGUGACCCCCCAGAAGCCUGUUGAAAAUGGGAAUGAUUUUCAAGAAUUUGUGUUUGUUAUGUUAUAAAUGUGCAAUGCAGUCACAGCCAUACAAAAUCUAAAAAAGAAGUAAUAAAUAGUUUAUCAUAAUUCACAAUAUCACCACAAAAUAUUGCGAUAACAUUUUAAUUUUAAUGAUGCCGUCUCCUAUAGCUUUAUGAAGAAAGAAUCAGUGGUAUGUUUAAAAUCAUACUUCUGAUUUCCAUAACCUACCAAACACACCACUGACCCUCCAUAUUCAGUGACCUGUUUUGGCUAACUUCAGUAUGCGUCAUCAAACAUGUGAGCUCAUCAUGACAACCUAGAUGUGUUUUCUCUUUAAACAACGAGAAGGCAAUAAUUUCCUGGCUCAAAGUGUCUUAAGCGGCUAUUAUGGACACCUGUCAAUCCAGGAGCAUAUACAGCGGCAGGGUGGGACUCUGCAGUGGCUGCUGGAGCGAUGUGGACACCGGUACCAGGUUAUGUCCAGCCAGUCCAGUAUGGCACAGUUUCACUUUGGACAGCUCAUUUGGAAGAUUCGGAAGAUGGCAGAGGUUUCAGAGCAGAUCAGAGAGAUAUCCUUCAGAGUGAGAACCCAGCUUGGAGUUCCGAAUGUGAGGGUGGAACAGCGGUGGAACACGAGGCAGCAGGUAUAUGAUAAUCGUCCAGGACAAAGACAAGAGAGUGGCUCGGGAGGGCAAAGAGGUAAGAACUGUUGUCUGUCAGGCACUGCUGAGAUUUGUGUGAAAGAACCUGACUGUGGUGUGUGUGUAACUGCAGGCACAGACGGUUGGAGGCCUGCACUCAGCCUCAUCCUGCUGGGAAGGAGGAAAUCAGGGAAGAGCUCCGCAGGCAACAUGAUCCUGGGCAGAGAGGAGUUCCAAAGGGACAAAAAGACAGUUCAGUGCGAAGCGGGGCACGCAGAGAUCUCAGGGUGGUCUGUGACGGUGGUGGACACCCCUGGGUGGAGUCUGUUUGGUCAGGCUAAACCUACGCAGGUGAAGAGAGAGAUCCUGAAGAGCCCAUCGUUCUGUCCUGCUGGGAGCAAAGUGAUCUUCCUGCUGGUUGUUCCUGUGGACUCAUUCUCAGAGAAGGACAGGAAGGCUGUGGAGACGCACGUCAGAGUGCUGGGGGACGGCGUGUGGGGGAGCUGUGUGGUGCUGUUCACCUAUGGAGACGCACUGAAGGGAAGGACAAUUGAGCAUCACAUUAAAAAGAAGGAAGAGUCUCUGCAGUGGGUGCUGGACAUGUGUGACCAACGGCAUUUUGUUUGUGAUACAAACAUGAGCGACCCCACGCAAGUGGAACAGCUUCUUGAGAUGGUAUACAAGUGCAAUUUUAAAACAUGACUUUUCCCCUAAAUUAAAACUAUAUUUAUCUUAUCUGGCUCCAGGAAGACUCUUGUACUGACACAGUUCUUUUUAACCGUUUCCGAGUCACGUUGGUUCCUGCGGGGUUCCCCUACUGUCUUUAAAAAUUUGAUAAAUGUGCAGGAAACAUUGAUUUCUGCUUUUUUUUACAGGUUUGUUCCGUCUGUCUAUCAGCAACAGCAGCAGAAGCUGCGUGUCACAAAGCGUGCAAAGACCAAAUAUACAGUUGGGUCCAGUUCUAAACCUUUCCACGAAUGAGUUGAUUAUAUACUUGGCUGGUUGGCAGGAUAGUAGUGUGUAUGUGUGAUGAAAUUAAAAUAAUCCAGAUGCAAUGCAGGAUCAGGUCUGAUAACAUGUUGUGGAUGGCUCAUUAAAUGUGCCACAGAAGCCAGGCUCCACCAUUAAGUAAAUCAUUUUGACCUGCUCCGGCUUGAAUUUUGAGCUAUGGAGCUAAAUUCUAGCAAAAAAAUAAAUAAAUAAAUUGGUCUUUUAACGAGUAAUUUGAAGAAUAAACAAUCUGAAUUGCUGUGUUAUAAAUACAUUUUGUCUUCAAGUUAUUUUGUGAAGCAUAAGCAUCAACUUCUUGCUGGGUUUCAGAUGACGUAGCAAUGGCGUCAACCCAAUGCAGAUGGAGGGCAGGAAGUACAUGCAGCCCAUUUAUUUCUGUUGAUCCAGCAUCAAAAUGCCUAAAGUCUGUGUCCUGUACGGUUGUUCCAACCGUUCUAAAUAGAGAGAAAGAUAAACGUAAUUUUCGUGUUUCGAAGGUAGUUGGUCACAGGGGAGUUUAUUUUAAAAAAACUUACAGAAAAAAGAGAAAAGUGAAUCAACAAUCUUUGUCCUACAAAGACUCAACAUUAACAUACAACUCCAGCAUGAAUUUGGGUUUACAGGAGCUAAAUAACUUAUUUACCAGGAGAUCCAAGCACAUAGAAAUAACAUGAGUUGGUUGUUAGCGAUAGCAUAGGCUAAUUACUCAAAAUAGCACAAAUUACUCAUCUGUAGGUACCUAAACUUGUAUUGAUUUGGGACACUCUCCUACUUAUUUUUAGAGAUGAGCUGAGCAAUGACGACAUGAAACUAAAAAUAAAAACAAAGCCACAGCGGUUCCAUUACUGUAGUUUUAUUACAAGUUUUCAACAUUCGAACUUUUCAGCUACAAAAAUGCACAGAACUGUGCUAAUUUAAUAUACUGCAAACUCAUACAAUGGAAAUGAGAGUUUACAUACAGUAACUAUUAACAUCAUUGUGUUCAGGUACCACAUGUGUGCAUUUACAGAGCAAAGGGAGCGGGGCCCCGACAAUCAACCAGAAUACUGAACAGCUUCAUUUCUCACGUUUCUUCUGAUGUUCCUGCAUUCUUCACAAACAGGUACAUGUUAGAGGCCCCCUUUAGAAAUAAACUGAACAGAAAUAAAUUAACAGUAAAGAGACAGAGACAGUGUGGUUGCCAUGGUUGCUAGUAUUUUUUUGUGCGUCGACUCAGUGGGAAAGAAGGAUGGAGUCCAAACGCAUGUUCAGAGAUUCUUACAUGAAUCACUCAUCGCUCUGUUCCCAGAAUUCACACACAUCCUAUGAUCUGCUUACAGUGACCUAGGAUUUACUUAGAGGUAGCGUACGUUGCCGGUGACGCUCCAAAAGCUUUUACCUUCGUUGACACACGCACGCACGCACACAUAAAAAAAACAAAAACCUCAAACGCGCACAAGGAAAAUAGAAAAGUAGGGGGAAAAAAAGAACAGAAUAAGAAAACUAACUGAAGAAAGGUG
This is a messenger RNA of Poecilia reticulata (guppy), 3471 nucleotides long. Lineage: Eukaryota; Metazoa; Chordata; Actinopteri; Cyprinodontiformes; Poeciliidae. The record is from RefSeq and is a predicted model, not a curated record.